AUGGAUAUUGAUGAUUACGAACAACUCUGUGCUGACUGCCUGAGCGAGUCGAGCGACCUCGCAGAGUUCGACCCUCACUUGGAAGACAUAGACAUCGACGAGGACAACGACGAAAUGACCAUACAGCUGAAGAUUAUCUCCGCAUCGAUACAGAAGAAGAAAAGGCUUGAAGCUGAACAGAUCGCAGCAGAGACAUUCAAGAUGUAUAACCUGUUGUGGUUCAUGGCUUGCAUGACCAUCGCUGUCGUCAUCCGACUCGCAGCAGAGACAUCCAAGAUGUGUAACCUGUUGUGGCUCAUGGCUUGCAUGGCCAUCGCUGUCGUCAUCCAAGUCGCUCCAAGCAUACGAAAGGUCAAUGCACAAUCACAGGUCAACGACCUGUUCCGCAAAGGCUAUAUCUCAGGGGUUCUGUACGCUAUCAACAAACCAACCGGUCAAAACGAAAGGACUGGUGACCAGCAACAAUCCGAUCAUGAAUAA
Messenger RNA from Filobasidium floriforme, 480 nucleotides. RefSeq lists its product as uncharacterized. NCBI's taxonomy places the organism in Eukaryota, Fungi, Basidiomycota, Tremellomycetes, Filobasidiales, Filobasidiaceae. Bases 1 to 480 code for a protein of 159 amino acids. The transcript has a single exon. The record is from RefSeq and is a predicted model, not a curated record.